Messenger RNA from Coccidioides immitis RS, 1986 nucleotides. RefSeq lists its product as uncharacterized. The record is from RefSeq and is a predicted model, not a curated record. The transcript has 2 exons. The coding region runs from base 169 to 1242 and encodes 357 amino acids. NCBI's taxonomy places the organism in Eukaryota, Fungi, Ascomycota, Eurotiomycetes, Onygenales, Onygenaceae.
ACUUCUCGGGAGAGAGAACUAUUCAUUGACUUCCAACUCAACAGCGACAAGAAGGGAAAAUUCAAAGCUGACUUAUUGCAGGGAGCUUGACAUUUUAGCUCACGAUAGAAAGCGAAGAGAAACCGGGCCAGCUGCCUAUAUGGUGUUCGCACUCGCAGCUUUUCGACAAUGUCGAAUUUACACCUUCAACCGGUGAACGAGCGACAAGGGCGACGUUAUUCCUAUCUUAACACCCCAGCAGAGUACCAAGCGCCGACCUUCCCGCCUCGCAACCCAGAAAAACCGGACAAUGCCGUUGGCCCUCCGAUCCAAAGCGACAGGGUAUCGUCGCCAGGGCCUCAGAACCCCUAUGCGUUCUCAUAUACGGUGACCGGCGCGAUAAGUCCACCGCCGCAAACGACGGCUCAUACGGUCCCGUACAUCCAACCUCAAAUGAAUCCCACUCCACCUCCUUUAUCAGAACAUCCUGCGCGAUUUGCUCCUUACGCAGAUUCUCCCACGUCCCCUACACGGCAAACGCAGCAACCAGAGCAACCGCAACGGCUUCAAUACUACAGCCCUUCACCUGCGUCUCCCGGCCCCAUUCCGCCCAAGCAAAUGCUUCAGCCGGAUAUGCAACAACAACGACCCCCGCAGAAGGAGUACAGUGUUGCUCCAGAUAGCAAUCCACUAGCUCCACCGGAUCCAGCGCUUACCCCUAAGCCCAGCUCGAUAUCGGCCGCUGGAUCACAGCUGGGGACAAGGACCACAGCACGCGAUUUGAAUCAUGCCCCAGGUCAAGUCCUACAUCCGAGACAGGAGGUCAGAGGGGGAACAUGGAGCUAUGCUUUAUGUGACUGCAGAGACAUAGGAGUCUGCUGCACGGGUCUGUUUUGCCCAUGCAUUCUAUACGGCAGGACACAGUAUCGAUUGUCGAGGAAAUCCGACCAGAAGGAUCCCACGAAUUUAUUGGGUUACGAGACUUGCAAUGCUCAGUGUACUGCGAUGGGAUUGCUCUGUGGAUGUCAAUGGCUUUUAGCAACCAUUCAACAUAUUCGUGUUCGACGAGCAUAUGGUAUCUCCAGCGAUAUAGCAACCGACUGCGUGAGAGCAUCCUGCUGUACAUGCUGCACACUUAUCCAAGACGAGCGAGAAAUCAAAUAUCGGGAAGAGGCCGCACGGCUUACUGGCGGUGUGCCUGGGAGCACGGUUCCCGCCUAUACGACCCCCGGUCAAAUGAUAUUCAGUCCUCCGCCCCGAUGAAACAAACCUUCCGGUGAGGUUAACCAUAGUGAACAUCUUCCGUGUUUUGGUGAUCGUCACACAAGCAUACGAACGCUCUCAUUUAAUAGAUACUUAUGAUUCGAAUGAUAUACCCCCGGUCGAAACGGCGCUUGAAUGUACUAUACGCAUGAUUGUUGUAGCGAUUUGUUUCCGUGGUUCUCUCUUUCCUUUUCAUUUUUUUUUUUUUUUUUUUUUUUUGUGGGGGGUUUGUCCUCGGUCCGUUUUCGUGUUACGAGUCCCCCGAACAAAUGAGACCACAGGUCCGGAUGAAAGUGGCUGGAAGGGAGCACUUCAAAGUGAUUCGAUUCGAAUUCGAUUUGAACUGUUUAUCUGCGGAGGACCUCGCCUGGUGGGGUCGGAAGAACACGUUGAAGCGGCUGGAGAGGCACACUCCGUGAAUGGUGCCUAGACUUCUCAUGCUACAGCUUGCAAAAAUGUUCUUCAAGUUGUUCCUCAGCCCCCGCCGGGGAACAGGUAUUUGAGUUUCGGCCAGCCCACAAUCCUGACAUCGUAUGGAGUCUCUGUUCUUGUUUUACGCAUUUCCUUGGAUUCUCGAGCAUUCCUGCGUGCCUUUUUUGUAUUCGCUCCCUUUUUCGCUUGUUAUUUUCUUCACUGGACUAUAACUGGAUUCCUUGGAUGUGUAGAGAGCGAGUGCAGGCUAGUAUUACACCAUCGAGUUAAGGCUAGGGUAUGAACACCAUAAUUCAAGCAGAUUCAACCUGA